Dictyostelium purpureum is the source of this 918-nucleotide messenger RNA. RefSeq lists its product as uncharacterized. The transcript is spliced from 3 exons. The record is from RefSeq and is a predicted model, not a curated record. Gene Ontology annotation, cellular component: cytosol. Lineage: Eukaryota; Evosea; Eumycetozoa; Dictyosteliales; Dictyosteliaceae. Gene Ontology annotation, molecular function: kinase activity. The coding region runs from base 1 to 918 and encodes 305 amino acids.
AUGAAGGAUAAUAUAGUAGUAAUUAAAUUUGGUGGUGCAUACAUUACCAAAAAGAGUCAAUUAAGAACUAUAAAUAAAGAGAAUUUAGAUAAUUUAAUUUAUAUAGUAACCAAUCUUUCAAAAAUUCAUAAAAAAAAAGUUAUACUUAUACACGGUGCAGGUUCAUUUGGCCACUCUGAAGCAAAGCAAUAUAAUGUUCAUCUCGGAGAUCCAACACCAUUGCAAUCUAUAAAUAGUGAAGCUAUUUCAUCAUUAACAGAAGGAAUGUUAAAAACCAGAGAAUCUGUAACUUUUUUACUAGAAAUAGUAAAAUCAGAAUUAGUUAAACAUGGAUUAAAUGUUUUUACAAUGUCUCCAUUCUCAUCAUGGAAAACAAAAAACAAUGGUAAAACUGUAGUAACUCAUAAUAUAGAUAAUAUUAAAUUUUUACUUGACAAUUUUCCAACUGCCAUACCAAUUUUACAUGGAGAUGUUUGCUUAGAUGAGGAUUCUAAAUGUUCAAUAUUAAGUGGUGAUGUAAUUAUAAAAGAGAUUUGUUUCAAUUUAAAAGUCCAAAAAUGUAUUUUUGUAACUGAUGUAUAUGGGGUUUAUGAUAGUUCACCAAGCAACCCAAAUUCUAAACUAAUAAAUUUUUUACAAGUUUCAAAUAUUAAUAAUAAUAAUACUACCAAUCAUAAUAAUAAUAAUAAUAAUAAUAACAAUAUAGAUACAAACAUUAAUAACAUAAAUGAUGAUGUUACAGGUGGAAUGAAGGCAAAAUUAGAAUCUGCUUUUGAAAUCGCAAAAAAAAAUAUAUGGACUUUAAUUAUAGGUGGUGAUUAUAGCAAACAAGAAAUUCUAGAAACUAUUUUAAAUGAUGAUUUAAUUCGUCACUUAAACUCAAACCAAGAAUCAAAAGGUACACUUUUAUAUUGCUAA